Molecule: messenger RNA, 1806 nt
Organism: Penicillium digitatum Pd1
Lineage: Eukaryota; Fungi; Ascomycota; Eurotiomycetes; Eurotiales; Aspergillaceae
Source: RefSeq, a predicted model, not a curated record
AUGAGCAAUAUUGAGCGCAUCACGGACACUUCCGGGGCCGUAGCCCUCGGGCCCUCGCAGACAUCGCAAGAAUCUCAGGAAUCCUAUGAUGAUGAAUUCACUCUUCCAACCAAGGAGGAAAAUGACACCCUUCGUAAAGUAGCCGACAAUCUGCCUUUCGUCGGUUUCUCCCUCUGUCUGGUCGAGUUUGCCGAGCGCGCUUCCUACUAUGGAGCACAGACACUCUUCUCCAACUUUGUCCAAUUCCCAUUACCCAAAGGUGAGCCAUGUCUUCGAUCGAAUUUCAGGAAUGCCAUUGCUAAAGAGUUUUACUACUCACAGGUGGCAAUGGAGCCGGUUCUCCUCCACGUGGAACCCAAGGGACUGCCGGGGCUCUCGGAAUGGGAUUACAAGCCAGUACUGGCCUCGUGCUACUAUUCAAAUUUUUUGGCUUACAUCGUACCAAUCUUCGGUGGUUACUGGGCAGAUACCUAUAUCGGUCGGUAUAAGGCUAUUGUGAUUGGGGUUUUCAUCUGCGGCGUUGCCCACAUCAUCCAGGUUAUUGGCGCGAUCCCAUCUGUUCUCCAGAAGGGCAAAUCUAACGCGGCUCCACCGUUCGUUAUUGGCCUCUUACUUCUUGCUUUCGGUGCUGGUCUCUUCAAGCCAAAUAUCUCACCGACUGUUUUGGAUCAACACAAAUCCCAAACGCCAUACGUCAAGACUCUCAAGUCGGGCGAGAACGUCAUUGUCGACCCUGAAACCACCAACAAUCGGACCAUGCUGCUAUUCUACAUGUUUGUCAACAUUGGUGCUUUCUACAUGUUGGCGACAACCUACGCGGAAAAGUAUGUUGGUUAUUGGCUUUCCUUCCUGCUAUCGGGUAUCAUUUACUUCUUGCUUCCAAUCCUUCUCUUUGCUGUUUAUAAAAAGACCAAAAAGCAUCCUCCCAGUGGAAACAAGGACCUCGCGGAAGCCUUCAAAAUCGGAUGGACUGCCCUUGUGCAGAACAGAUUCCAAUUCUGGCGCAAUGACUUCUGGGAUGCAGCAAAACCCGCAAACCUUCGCAGUAAGGGAAUUGAAGUUAAUUGGACGGAUACCGCAGUAUUCAAGGUUGCGAAAACAAUGGAGGCGUGCGACAUCUUCUGGUUUUACCCCAUUUACAACCUAAACGACGGUGGUAUCGGCUCAGUCUCCACGAACCAAGGGGCCUCAAUGAUCACAAACGGAGCACCCAACGACGUUCUCAACAACUUUAACCCGCUGACAAUCAUGGUCGUCAUCCCCAUCCUAACUUUCGUGAUCUACCCAUUCCUAGAGCGGCGCAGGUUGAAGCCCGGUCCCAUUACCCGAAUGACCAUUGGCUUCUCUAUUGCUACUCUAGCCGGCAUUGUCGGUGCACUAGUCCAAUGGAAAGUCUACCAGCUCUCACCAUGUGGCACUCACUCAUCGACUUGUGACAGUGUCGCCGAUAUUAGCAUCUGGUGGCAGGUUCCCAAUACAGCUCUCAGCGCCAUAAGUGAAUGUUUUGCCAACGUCACAGCGUACGAGGUGGCCUACGCUCGAGCCCCAGCAAGCAUGAAGGGUUUGGUCGUUGCCAUUUUCCUUUUCAUGACUGCCUUAUCUAGUGCUCUUGGUGAGAUUCUCAUCCCCGCGAUCAAGGACCCGUGGUUGAUCUGGAUUUGGGCUGCUCCUGCCGUUGCACUGGCGGUGCAAACGGUUAUUUUCUGGAUCAGGUUCAGGCACAUGAACUCUGAGAACUACUUUGCCGAAGAUGUAGUUUAUUCCCCGGUCGAGGAGCAGCAAGUUUUACCCAAGACGGAGGCAUGA